Molecule: messenger RNA, 561 nt
Organism: Boeremia exigua
Lineage: Eukaryota; Fungi; Ascomycota; Dothideomycetes; Pleosporales; Didymellaceae
Exons: 1
Coding region: 1-561 (186 amino acids)
Source: RefSeq, a predicted model, not a curated record
AUGCAAGCCGGUCUUGCAACCGCAAUUGGCAAUGCAAUUGUUAGCAACCGCUGCUCGUACGACAUCUGGCUAUGGAGCGUCGACCAGGGCUACUCCUCAGGCCCAAUCCAUAUUCCCGCUCGCACGAAGUAUUCCGAGCCCUUCCGCAGCGCCUGCAACGGUUGCGGCUCCUCGCUGAAGAUCAGCAAGACCAACCAGCUUGUUGGCGGCCAACACACACAAUUUGAGUACAGCAUUGCGGGUGGUGAUAUCUGGUACGAUAUUUCCUUCGUCGAUUGCGCAAAGGGCGAGAGCGCCAACGACUGUCCUGGGCACGACAAGGGUCUGGCAAUGGACAGCCCAGAGCAAGAGUGUGGGAAGGCAAACUGCGCGGCCGGAAGUUAUUGCCCAACGCAGUCGUACUACGUUGAUUAUCCAUUACAGAAGCUGGGUCUCGAGGAUCCGGUGUUUACUUGCCCGGGUAAGGGCACAGGUAUGGACCUUUACAUGAAGGUGUGCAGUGAUGAGGCACCGUUGAAAAGAAGUGUUGCUGGAAGACUCGCUGUAGACGGAUACGCUUGA